AUGAGGUGCACAAUUGGUCUCGGCAUUUUGGCUGCCAUUUCUCCAGCUUUGGCGGCAACGGCAACGCAACUAUGGAAUUUCACCGAGUAUGCCGUCACCAUUGAAAACAGUGCCCUGCGCGCCAAUGGACAACUUCUCCUCACCACGUUUGACAAUGCCAGCCUGUACACCCUGGACACUCUUGCUUCCAGUCCUGUAGCUGAGCUCGUCGCAAAGCUCCCUGGCGCCACUGCCAUCGGCGGCAUUGCCGCAAUCGGCACCGACAAGUAUGCCAUCGUCGGUGGAAUUCGAGGCAACUAUAGCUACACCAACGAAACAAUCUACACGGUCGACUUUGGCGGAAAUUCCUCAAGCCCCGUCAUCGAGGUUGUUGCCUCGGUGCCGGAUGCCAUCAUGUUGAACGGACUAGCUUCGCUACCAGCAUACCCUCACAUCAUCCUGGCCACGGACUCACGCCAAGGUGCUGUAUUCCGAAUUGACACGGAUGCUGGAACCUCGGAGCUUGCGUUCGAGGAUGAUCUCUUCACCUACCCUGCCAAUGCAACAACGCCUUUGGGUAUCAACGGCAUCAAAGUGUCUGAUGGGUAUGCCUACUUUACCAACACGGGACAGUACAUCUUUGGCCGGAUUCCAAUUACCGACGACGGGUAUCAGGCUGGAGACGCAGAGGUUGUAACGUACAGCGAUCGAGCUUCCGGAUACGACUGGGACGAUUUCGUCUUUGAUCAGUCCGGCAAUAUCUUUGCGGCCCAGACUCCCAACGCCGCUGGCCAGAUCUUCCUAGAUGGAACAUACGCGACUCUUGCUGGUGGUGGAAAUAGUACAUUCUUCCACCGGCCGACCUCAGUGACAGUGACCCCAGAUGGGAAAACACUCUAUGUCACAACGGGAGGGAACACAGUUGAUGGUGUCACAUAUAGCGGUCAGGUGAUUGAGGUCAAGCUGUAG
Molecule: messenger RNA, 948 nt
Organism: Pestalotiopsis fici W106-1
Lineage: Eukaryota; Fungi; Ascomycota; Sordariomycetes; Amphisphaeriales; Sporocadaceae
Exons: 1
Coding region: 1-948 (315 amino acids)
Source: RefSeq, a predicted model, not a curated record